Messenger RNA from Engraulis encrasicolus (European anchovy), 922 nucleotides. It is a transcript of the gene dusp13a, whose product is annotated as dual specificity phosphatase 13a. The coding region runs from base 162 to 725 and encodes 187 amino acids. Gene Ontology annotation, biological process: protein dephosphorylation; negative regulation of MAPK cascade. The record is from RefSeq and is a predicted model, not a curated record. Gene Ontology annotation, molecular function: MAP kinase phosphatase activity; protein tyrosine/serine/threonine phosphatase activity. NCBI's taxonomy places the organism in Eukaryota, Metazoa, Chordata, Actinopteri, Clupeiformes, Engraulidae. The transcript has 4 exons. Gene Ontology annotation, cellular component: cytoplasm.
AUAAUUAUCCCUGAUUUAAAAAAAGGAGCUGCUCUCCGGAGAGAGGCAGCGCGUGUGUGUGUGUGUGUAUGUGUGUGUUUAUGUGUUUGUGAACCGACCGACAGCCUCUGCCCUGCUGAGAGACAGGAGUAAACAGACAAGCACGCAACUCUCCUUUAGGGAUGACUAUGGAGUGGGGGACUGACACCCCAUCAGUGGCGGAGCUGCAGGACUUUCUAUUGGCUAACAGGGUCCCCACUGGACACGCCAAUCAUGUCUGGCCCCGCCUCUACAUUGGCAAUGAGACAGCAGCGCGCGACACGUCUCUGCUCCACCAGCUGGGCAUCACACACGUCGUCAACGCGGCCAGUGGCCCGCCCCUGGUCAAGACCGGCCCACGUUACUAUAGAGACAUGAAGAUCGACUAUUAUGGGGUGGACGCAGAUGACUCUGUGGACUUCAACAUGACACCGUUCUUCUACUCCACCUCGCGAUACAUCAGGGCAGCGCUCAAUAUGGGAGGGCGAGUGUUUGUGCACUGCCUGAUGGGCGUGAGUAGGUCCGCUACGCUGGUGCUGUCCUUCCUGAUGAUCUGCGAGGGCCUGACCCUGUGGGAAGCGGCGCGAAGCCUCCGGCAGCACAGAGACAUCUGCCCCAACACCGGCUUCAUCAACCAGCUGAGACACCUGGACAUCAGCCUGCAGAGGCAACGCAAGAAGACCUCACACACACACACACACACCUGACGCACCACACACACACCUGACGCACAUCUGACGCACCACACACACACCUGACGCACCACACUGAGGGUUAAAACUCAACCAUACAGCACGCAUGCACGCAUGCACACACACACCACAUGCACGCACGCCCCGAGCACACACACACACACACCACAUGCAUGCACACACUCACACACACAGCACAUGCACGCACACAC